AUGCACAGCACAAACGAUCCUGCAGACUGUGAGUGCUGGCUGUGGGCAAGGUUUCGUGGCCGGUGAGCGUGGCACCAAAGUGUUUAAAAACGAAAUGACUUUUAGCAAGAAACACUGAAAAUAUAAGCCAGAACUUCUCUGUACACACGUAGAAGGGGAUAUGUGGGAUAGGCCACGACAGACAGCCUUAGUACAGGUUGAGCAUCUCUAAUCUGAAAUCCAGAAUGCUCUGAAACCCAAAACUUUGAGCACUGACAUGAUGCCACAAGUGGAAAAUUCCAUAGGUAGUUAACGUAAACUUUGUUUCAUUCACAACAUUACUUAAAAUAUUUUAUUAAUAUAAAAUUGCUUUCAGGCCAUGUAUAUAAGGUGUAUGUGAAACACAAAUGCAUUUUGUGUUUAGAUUUGUGUCCCAUCCCCAAGAUAUCUUAUUAUGUAUAUGCAAAUAUUUAUUCUGAAAUCCAAAACACUUCUGGUCCCACGCACUUUGGAUGAGAGCUACUCAACCUGCAUUUUAUAAUUUCUGUAGAGCCAACCAGGUGAGGCAGCCGUUUAAAGUUCAUGGAUCAGCCCUGUGAACACCUGCCAAGCGAUGAGUUGUUACAAGGCCACAGAGUCAAUGCAUGUGUCGAUGUGGUGCUUUCAGGGGUGAAGCUCUUGCAGGCACUUGGCCUGAGUCCUGGGAAUGGGAAAGAUCACACCAUUCUGCAUUCAAGGAAUGAUCUGGAAGAAGCCUUCAUUCACUUCAUGGGAAAGGGAGCAGCUGCUGAGCGCUUCUUCAGUGAUAAGGAGACUUUUCAUGACAUUGCCCAGGUUGCAUCAGAAUUCCCAGGAGCCCAGCACUAUGUAGGAGGAAAUGCAGCUUUAAUUGGACAGAAAUUUGCAGCCAACUCAGAUUUAAAGGUUCUUCUUUGUGGUCCAGUGGGUCCAAAGCUGCAUGAACUUCUGGAUGACAAUGUAUUUGUUCCACCAGAGUCACUGCAGGAAGUGGAUGAGUUCCACCUUAUUCUAGAGUAUCAAGCAGGGGAGGAGUGGGGCCAGUUAAAAGCUCCCCAUGCCAACCGAUUCAUCUUCUCUCACGACCUCUCCAACGGGGCCAUGAAUAUGCUGGAGGUGUUUGUGUCUAGCCUGGAGGAGUUUCAGCCAGACCUGGUGGUCCUCUCUGGAUUGCACAUGAUGGAGGGACAAAGCAAGGAGCUCCAGAGGAAGAGACUCUUGGAGGUCGUAACCUCCAUUUCUGACAUCCCCACUGGCAUUCCAGUUCACCUAGAGCUGGCCAGCAUGACCAAUAGGGAGCUCAUGAGCAGCAUUGUGCAUCAGCAGGUCUUUCCUGCAGUGACCUCCCUUGGGCUGAAUGAACAGGAGCUGUUAUUUCUGACCCAGUCAGCAUCUGGACCUCACUCUUCUGUCUCUUCCUGGAAUGGCAUUCCUGAUGUGGGCAUGGUCAGUGACAUCCUCUUCUGGAUCUUGAACGAACACGGAAGGAGUAAAGGCGCAGCCUCGGACCUCACCAGGAUCCAUUUCCACACGCUGGCCUACCACAUUCUGGUAACUGUGGAUGGACACUGGGCCAACCAGCUGGCGGCCGUGGCUGCGGGGGCUCGUGUGGCUGGGACGCAGGCCUGUGCGAUGGAAACCAUAGAUGCCGGCCGAGUGUCUCUGAGGGCACCCCGAGAGUUCAUGACUUCCCAUUCGGAGGCAGGCUCCAGGAUCGUAUUAAACCCCAGUGAGCCAGUCGUAGAAUGGCACAGGGAGGGAAUAUCCUUCCACUUCACACCAGUCUUGGUGUGUAAAGACCCAAUUCGAACUGUGGGCCUUGGAGAUGCCAUUUCAGCUGAAGGACUUUUCUAUUCUGAAGUACACCCUCCCUAUUAGAAAGGUUAUGGUAGAUCAUUUUUCUAAGGAAGGAGAAGUAGCCAACUUAAGAAUUACAGAAGAAAGUGGUUUGGAAAAUAGGAUUGAGGGGUCAGAACUGUUUCUAGAUCUAGUUGGAAGACAGCCAAAGAAACAAAAGCAGAUUAAACUGUAUCAGAUACAUUCCAGCCUGUUGGCGAUUACAUAAAAGCAUUUCAGGUUUUAAUCAAAAUUUAGCUAAUGAGACUGGAUUUUUGUUUUCUAUGUCAUGUGUUGUCACAGUGCUAGAAACUCAAUUCUCAGAUCUCCAGUUUAUGCAGCGUCCAGUAUUUCAAGCCAGACUUCUUCACUUUGAGAGCAUGUCAGCUGGAGAGAGCACUUCCCGCCUCGGUCGCGUCAGAAGUGCACGCUCCCCCCCCACGCUCCUGGCCUCUAGUAAAGCCUGCGGGAGGGGCGGCAUCUCUCAGCUCACUGCCUGCUCACCUGCUCAUGGGCAGAGUCGUGAUUUUCAUUCAGUGUUACAAUGACAAUACGUAAUGAGCGUACCUUGUCAGUCUCCUCCCAGACUUAGGACAGAGCCACAAGUAAGGAAAGAACAAUCCUUCCUGUGCUUUAUGAGCACAGCAAGGGCUGGGAGCCUUGAGCAGCCUUUGAGGGAGCCAUUCACUCCGCAGUUGUUUGGAAGCCUGGGCAGCUUUGUGAGCUGAAGGACUGUGCCUUCCUGUCCUGGCUGUUUACACUGCGGGCUGGCUGGUGAAAAGCUGCUGUGGCCUGAGACGACUUCAUGGCCUAGCUCCGGAUGUGCUUUCUGCAAUAGAAGACUGACUUUGUUUAUUCUGAGCCUUCAAGGAGUUUGCUUUUACAACUGGAAUAUGCUUCUAUGUAUAUAACAUCAUAUAUGUUUUCUGUUUUCAUUGAUACAUCCAUUAAAGAGUUUGACCUCAUAAGAGCCCCAGGAUCAUGAAUAAAUUUGUCAUGUUAUAUAUUUAUUUUUUUAUAAAUCAAGAGUUCUGUGUGCUUUUAAAUAUAUUAAAAACAAUUUACAUUUCAGGAA
Molecule: messenger RNA, 2908 nt
Organism: Microcebus murinus (gray mouse lemur)
Lineage: Eukaryota; Metazoa; Chordata; Mammalia; Primates; Cheirogaleidae
Source: RefSeq, a predicted model, not a curated record